Diaporthe citri is the source of this 4083-nucleotide messenger RNA. RefSeq lists its product as uncharacterized. The record is from RefSeq and is a predicted model, not a curated record. Gene Ontology annotation, molecular function: fatty acid synthase activity. The transcript is spliced from 5 exons. Lineage: Eukaryota; Fungi; Ascomycota; Sordariomycetes; Diaporthales; Diaporthaceae. The coding region runs from base 1 to 4083 and encodes 1360 amino acids. Gene Ontology annotation, biological process: secondary metabolite biosynthetic process; fatty acid biosynthetic process.
AUGAACAACCCGCCCAUUGCAGAGAAGAAAGCAGACGCCUUGAAGUUCGGUAUUCUAGGUGCCGCGAACAUCGGCCCGAAUGGCCUGUUCAUACCUGCCAAAUCUCACCCUGAUACUGGCGGUGCUACGAAGAGUAUUAUGUUGCCCGCGCUAGGGAACAACUUCCUCACCUACACCUUUACCGACGUGUCCGCCGGCUUCUUUGAGAACGCCGCCACCAUUUUUGCAGACUAUGGCGACCAAAUGCGUUAUAAGGUGUUCGAUCUAGAGAAAGAUCCGCUUGGGCAGGGUUACGCGCCCAACUCCUACAACGUCAUUGUCGGCUCCCUCGUCGUGCACGUCACGGCUGAGCUGGAGAAGACAUUGCUCCGGAUCCGGAAGAUUCUGAAGCCAGGUGGUUUCUUGGUCAUUGGCGAAGGAAGUCACAACUGCACAACCGGCGGUUUCAUCUUCGGGCCUCUGGACGGCUGGUGGCUCGGUAGUGAUGAGGGCCGGACGCUGACCCCCUUCGUCAGCGGCGAGGAGUGGACCCACAUACUGAAGAAGACUGGUUUCUCGGGGAUCGACACCAUCACACGGCAGACGCAGGAGGAUGUCUACGGUGUCAACGUCUGGGUCACCCAGGCCGUCGACCAGCAGGUCCAGUUCCUGCGCGAGCCCCUGUCUUCGUCGCCCGAUGCUAAUCGGAUCGAAAAGCUCGUCAUCGUGGGUGGCAAGACGCCCGAGACUGAGCCCAUCACCCUGGCUGAUGUGGACUACAACCUGAUUGACGCGACGUCCACGGUCGUCAGUCUCGCUGACCUCGACGGCGCAGUCCUCGACGACAUCCAGCCGGACACUUGGCAGGACCUCAAACAAAUGUUCGAGGUCGGAAAGACACUCCUGUGGCUCACUAGUGGCCGAGAAGCUGACGAGCCCUAUGCGAACAUGAUGGUUGGCUUCGGACGCACGGCAAUGCUCGAGACGCCAGGCCUGCGUCUCCAAUUCUUGGACGUGCCGGAUGCGACUAAGGUCGACGCGCGACAAGUCGCGGAGACCCUGCUCAGGCUCCAGGUUGAGGUUGCCGAAGACAGAACCGAUAUACUGUGGACCGUGGAGUCAGAGGUCCUCCUGGACGCCUCGGGCCGUUCCAAUGUCGCACGGCUUCGUGAUAUUUCCGAGCCGAACGACAGGUACAACUCUGUCUUCCGCCCGAUCCAGCAUGAAGUUGAACUCGACUCGGCUGCGGUCCAGCUGCGGUACAGUCCGGCAAGAGACUUCGUCCUAAAGAAGUUGUCCCACUACGGCUCCUCGUUGGAGGGCUCGGAGCCAACAAUCCAACUUCGGAUCACGCACUCGCUCCCCUAUGCCAGCAGGACGUCCCUGAGAUUCAAAUACAUCAUCAUUGGCGAAGAGAAGGCUAGACAGAAGACGUACAUGGCCCUUGUCACAUCUUUGACGCCUAUUCUCAGCAUCCCCGUCAAGGACGCAAUCCCUAUCGACCUAGCCGGUCGGUCGCCAGCCACUGUCCUCUCGUCGGCGGCUGCCUAUGUGACCGCGGAGGCGAUUUGUGCUCCCAUGUUCGCUGGUGAGACGCUCGCUGUGCACAACGCACCGAGUCACAUCUCCAAGGCCAUAGAUGCCCGGUCGGUUGAGAAGGGAGUAAGCGUCUCGUACACCUCAGACUCCUCGAUCCCUGCCUACCUCAGCAGGGCACAGGCCAGCCCGUUGAUUCCCGCAGGCGCCAGGGCCUUCGUCGGGCUCACUGAACGCGCAUCCGAGAACGAGACGACGAUGAUGGGUCUCGUUCCCCCGCAUAUCCGCAAGGAGACUGCUCACACGCUGUACGCUAUUGAUGGAAACCCGUCCACGGGCAGGCCAGACGACACUCUGGGCCAGCUGGCACAGAAGGCUUGGAGAUACGCUCAAGUUCACUCGGAAGAGGCCAGUCACAGCCAAAUCACCCCUGCGCCCUUGGAAGACGUCAACGGACAGUUCGUUGGUAACUUUGGCCUCUCGACGAUCGUGGAUUGGACAACGUCCCCCACGCAGUCGGCCGAGAUCUCCAGGCUGGACUCGACACAGAUGUUCAAGGGUGACAAGACCUACUGGAUGGUGGGCUUGUCCGGCGUGCUCGGAAGUAUCUUCCUGGACCGUAUAUUCGACCAUCAGCCCCUGGACUUUUUCAUUUUCUUCUCGUCGAUCAACUGUGUCGUGGGCAAUCUUGGGCAAGCAAACUAUGCCGCCGCAAACAUGUUCAUAUGUGCCAUGGCGGCGAAUCGGAGGAAGCGUGGUCUGACUGGCUCGGCUCUGAACGUUGACACCAUCACAGGUGCUGGGUACAUGGAGAGAGAGUCCAGAAAGGCGCUCGAUCUCACCGUCUCCAAGACGGCCUUAAUGCACCUUUCAGAAGAGGACCUCCACCAGCUGUUCGCAGAGGGCAUCGAAGCAGGUCUGCCCAAUGCUGAACAUGGACCGGAGGUCUCCACAGGGCUAUUGGACAUCGACGCAGCGGCCGAAGAGAGGCCAAGGUGGUGCAAAGACCCCAAAUUCUCGUUCUUUGUCAACCACCGCACAAGAUCCGGCGGAGACAGUGCUGGGCAGGCCACCAACGUAACGAUAGCAGAUAUGCUGAAAGGCUGCAAGACUGAGGCCGAACUCCUGAAGAUCAUCAAAGACACGUUUGCGGCACAAUUGCGAAACGUGCUCCAGAUGAGUACGCCCGAUGAGAACCUCAUGGCGAUGCGAAGCAGCGAGAUCGGCCCGGACUCUCUGAUUUCCGUCGACGUGCGUGCCUGGUUCUUGAAACACUACCAUGUCAGCGUGCCCGUGCUGAAAAUCAUGGGGAACGACACCAUGGUCAAUAUUGCUGAGCACGUCGCGGAGAACGUACCACCGGAGAUCGUGCCCCAGUUGAGCGGCAGUCUGACUCCCGAGGAAGAGACGUCGGGCAGUGACGUCUCGCCAUCCAGCCAGUCCGGAGACCUGACGACGGAUGGCCAGUCUACUUCUGGGAGCUCCCUGCAGGAGCAGAACAUCGAUGAUACCGGCAAGAUUGACUACGAGGCCGAGUCCACCCUCCCAGCAGAUUUUGCACACCUCGCCCUCCACGGGGAGACCUUGGGCGCGUCUGUGGCCAAAGCCAAGCCGGAGACGAUUCUCCUAACGGGUGUCAGCGGCUUGCUUGGGCGCCACCUGCUAAACCACUUGCUCGACAACCAGCCUCAGGUGAAGAAGGUCAUUUGCAUAGCUGUGCGAGAUCUCGCCGCACGUCUCCCCCACCUCCGUCAGGACGACCGCGUCACGUACUUCGAGGGUGACCUGCGCGAGCCUCGCCUGGGCCUCUCCGAGGCAGACGCCGUGGCCAUCUCCGACCAGGUCGACGCCGUCAUCCACAACGGGGCCGACACGUCGCACCUCAAGUUCUACCGCGACAUCAAGGCCGCCAACGUGCUCUCGACAAGGUACCUGGCGCGCAUGUGCCUGGCGCGCCGCACCCCGAUCCACUACGUGUCGUCCGUGGGCGUCUCGCUGUUCAAGCCAGGCCGCGCCACCUUCCCCGCCGUGUCGGCCACCGACGCGAGCCCGCCCCCAGGCGGCUCGCACGGCUACAUCGCCUCCAAGUGGACCAACGAGCGCUUCCUGGAGCGCGUGAGCCAGCAGUGCGGCCUUCAGGUGUGGAUCCACCGCCCGUCGACCAUCAUCCGCGAGGGCGAGGACACCGUGGGCCGCGCAGCCGAGAUGGACUGGGUGAACGCGCUGGUGGACUACUCGCACAGGCUGCGGACGGUGCCCAAAUGCACACAUGCCAAGGGGGCGUUGGACCUCGUGUACGUGGACAGCACGGUCAGCGACAUCGUGCGGCACGUGGUCGGGAACGAGCCCCGGCAGCCUGUGACGUACGUCCACCAGGUCGGGGAGCUGGUCCUGCCGCUGGACAACAUGAAGACGAUGGCUGGGGCGGGCAAGGAGCCGUACAGGGAGGCGUCUAUGGCCCAGUGGGCUUCCAAGGCCGUCGCUGCGGGACUGCACCCGGCUGUGGCAGCGGUGAUUGAGACGAUGGAUACCCCAGGCACUGCAUACCCGAGGAUGAUCAGGGGUUGA